Molecule: messenger RNA, 780 nt
Organism: Aureobasidium musti
Lineage: Eukaryota; Fungi; Ascomycota; Dothideomycetes; Dothideales; Saccotheciaceae
Source: the annotation of a GenBank genome assembly
AUGUCGUCUUUACGAAACCGCUUGGCUCCACCUAGAAUGCGUGAGAGAAAUCAAACUAAUGAGUGUAUCCCUCACACCAGCAUUAACUCGGAUCAAUACAUUGUUCAUCUUCUUCGGGAAGAAGAGAUGAUUGAGGCUAUCCAAAUCGUCAAUCCCGAGGACGGUGAAGAAUUGAGUAAGAAUCUGGAUGAGUGUCUGCAAAGCCCAUGGCACUACCUCGACAAAUCAAACACCAUACCUGAUGAGGAAAGACUGGAGUCUUUUCGCAAGAUCAGAAAAGAGACAGAAGAAGCCAGAAGACUUGAAGACGCCGGCGAACUCUCUGAAAAGGCCGUCUACGAACAUGAAGGUUGUAAGAAAGCAUCACCACGCCGCCGCCUCAGAAAAAAUUCUUGCGUCGAAGACAAGACCAACGAGAACAACACCAUCAUCGCUCCAGUCAAGAAGAGACGAAUCAAACGACCUCCAAGUCACAAUGGCGAAUUCACUUGGUCUCGAAAAGUCUACCAUAUCAAACAACAAUACAAGUACGAUGANAAAGACAAGGAAAUUGCUGCAGGCAAGAGUUUCCACGACUUUGCCAGAUUCGGUAUAUUUCAGACUCCCGAGCAUCAAUUCACCUACUACAACAGGACGAGAAAACAGGACUCCUUGCGUCGUCUUCCUGACAAUCUUGCUUACCGACCUUUGGAUGCUGCGAGGAUCUUUGCUGACAAUUCGGAUAACUAUCUCUGGAAGAUGGCUGCGAAGAGGAUUCGGAUCAUUGUUACACAACAUUGA